Messenger RNA from Clupea harengus (Atlantic herring), 770 nucleotides. Its product is annotated as thioredoxin-like. NCBI's taxonomy places the organism in Eukaryota, Metazoa, Chordata, Actinopteri, Clupeiformes, Clupeidae. The record is from RefSeq and is a predicted model, not a curated record. Gene Ontology annotation, molecular function: protein-disulfide reductase activity.
UGUGAUGGGCAGGGCUACUUCGGUGUUUAUAAAAUCAACCACUUGGAAGCCUUCCCUUGCGCAGUUGUGGAUUACUGCUCUGUCACACCGAGAACGAAGGCUACCGAGACUAUACAAUAAACCACUACAAUGGUUCUCAUCAUCGAAAACAGGGAAGAAUUCCACAAUGCCUUGAGUACGGCAGGCGGCAAGUUGGUGGUGGUGGACUUCACGGCAACUUGGUGCGGCCCUUGUCAAAGCAUCGCUCCCUUUUUCAAAUCCUUGUCUGAAAAGUACAAGGAUGUGGUGUUCCUUAAGGUGGACGUGGAUGAUGCACAGGAUGUAGCGCAGGAGUGUGACAUCAAAUGCAUGCCAACAUUCCACUUCUACAAGAAUGGGAAGAAGGUUGAUGACUUCUCUGGUUCCAACCGGGAAAAGCUGGAGGAAAUGGUCACUAAACACAAAUGAAUUUGAGACAGCGACCUCAACACUGUAUAAAGAGACUUUUGUCUGAAUUCACACAGCUGUGUCCCCCCCACCCCCAAACCAAAGUCUCCUCUGAAAAUAUUCUACACAUGUAAAAUAAACAUUUUGUUUACAUAAACAGUUGCAACAUCCCCUUUAUUUUCAUGUUUCAACCAUAUUGUAAUGAGAGCAGGCUUGUGUGUAGUUACAAAAUUAUUGGAAGCCUGUUUUAUAUCUUUUCGGCAGCUGCUUGGGACGCAUCUUAUGUAUCAUAUGUUGAAUUUUAAAGGAAUCAAUUCAAUAAAUUAAUUGAGGAACAAAAAAAA